Messenger RNA from Lingula anatina, 1808 nucleotides. RefSeq lists its product as uncharacterized. The record is from RefSeq and is a predicted model, not a curated record. NCBI's taxonomy places the organism in Eukaryota, Metazoa, Brachiopoda, Lingulata, Lingulida, Lingulidae. Gene Ontology annotation, molecular function: calcium ion binding.
UCUACGGUGACUACGGUUCACCUACAGCGGAUUAUUAUUGAGAAGAAAAGUAACAGAAUCUGCUACUCUGAUAAAAACCGAAGACCUCUAGUCCUCAAGAUGAAAGUGUUUACUGCCAUUUCCCUCAUCUUGAUAAUCUGUUUGGUGUUAUCAGAUAUUGCAUAUGCUCCUAAAAAACGUGGAAAGCACAAGUACCGAUACCAUGUACAUCGCAGUCAUCAUUCCAAGGCCUAUGUACCAUUAAGUGCUUUAUCAACAUGUUACUGUAAUAAAAACCCCUGUGCAACAAAUAACGGAGGAUGUGAGGACUUGUGUGUAAAUACGUACGCGGGCCAUUACUGUGCAUGUAGCCCAGGCUUUCAACUGGUGGCUGGAGAAAACGAUACAACAUCGUGCGAUUAUGAUGUUAGUUGUGUGGCAUUGGAUGCCUUGAAUGGACAACUUGUAUGCAUCUGUGAGGAUCCCAUUGGAAGAUACCCAGUCAAUGGAACAAGGUGUCAGGACAGGGAUGAGUGCCAGGAAGACUCCCCCUGCCAGUCAAAGUGCACCAAUACGAUAGGCAGUUUUGAGUGUGGUUGUGCGGUUGGGUUUGAACUCUCAAACGAUUCUAGAACAUGUGUUGAUAUUGAUGAAUGUGUGCACAAUAAUACAUGCACAGAUGGCCUGUGUAUUAAUACCCCUGGAUCUGUCACUUGCUUCCGUAUUGCAUCAUUGAUAUCAGGACGCAAAAAACGAGAGACAACUAACACUGGCCCUGGUGAAGACGUACUAGAUUACGACUUGAAUUUUGAUGUCAAUGUGGACAACAGAGGUGGAUUCACUGAAGCUCAACUACCAGUGAGAGAUAAAAUUCAGCAAAGCUGGAGUCGAGUACAAGAAAAAAUGGACUCUCUGCCAGUCUCUCAGAUUGAAACUCAAGGAUGUUGGCAAUCUGUUAUCUAUCUUUGUAUUUCUGUAAUUUCAAUAUUUAUGUCAUUAGUAUUGUUGAAAAGAGUUGAGAGAGCAGAGAGAGCAAUUCAAAAAUUGACUUCUUGAAGUGAAGCUUAAAUAUCUGAAAAAGAGGAUGAAGGAAGAGGGUGCCCUUCUUACCUGUUGCACAAUUAGACGAUGGUUGUUAUCAGUAACAAUAUUCAAAAUAGCUACCAAACACCAACUUCUGUUUUUGUUAAAUUGCAUUUCAAAUAACAAAGCAUGUGAUUUUCAUUGAUUGUCAUGUAUUUUCACUUCACUUUGGAUAUAGCUCAUAUUAUAACAGGCAUAUUAUCUUAAUAAUGAAAAUAGUUCAGGUACCACUUGCAUAAAAACUAUUUUGACUUGAAAAAAAAAUGCAUGGUAAAUGGCAACCAAACAGAAGAAAAAUGUGAAAAAAAUUAAUAAUAUGGCAUUUCUAUGUUUGAAAAUAAAUUAAUAUUUUGAUAGAUGGUUCACUUUCUGUGCUACAACAAAUGGAUGCUUUUUAAUGUACUUUAUGUUGCUGACAAAAUACAUAAUGAUACUUACAUAAUAAAAUUGACACAAGAUUGUUGGAUUUUUUCAUAGUAUACAUGAAAAAGAAUGAUUUUGGCACAUCCAGAUGUCAAUAAUCUUACUGAAUGGUCAUUGGCAGAAGAUGGUUAACCCCCACAAUUGUUCAACCACCUAUGCCAAAAAGCAUGGAAAAUGGGAACUCUGUAACUAAAUAUAUGACAUAAUAUGGUUAUACAGUUUGUGCAUGGUGGUCAAUGUAGACAAAUCCCUAAAGUCUUAACACUCACUAUUGAUUGGCGGCAAUAAUCAGUGCAUCAGUAAUCUCUUACCAGAAUAUGUGA